Molecule: messenger RNA, 1382 nt
Organism: Populus euphratica (Euphrates poplar)
Lineage: Eukaryota; Viridiplantae; Streptophyta; Magnoliopsida; Malpighiales; Salicaceae
Product: peroxidase A2-like
Exons: 4
Coding region: 78-1073 (331 amino acids)
Biological process (GO): hydrogen peroxide catabolic process; response to oxidative stress
Molecular function (GO): peroxidase activity; heme binding
Source: RefSeq, a predicted model, not a curated record
CUAGUCGCUGAUGCACAAAAUAAGAGACAGAGAAAAGCCUUCUGUUUAAUUGCUUCUUGUUCUGUUCAAGAAGAACAAUGUCUCCUCCUCCUUCUACUAGUUUCUUUUCAGUGACAAUAGUCUUGCUAGGAAUGAUGCUGCCCCAGUCGAAAGCUCAAUUAAACACAACUUUUUACGCUAAUACAUGCCCCAAUGUGUCUAGCAUCGUUAGCAACGUUGUUCAGCAGGCUUUUCAAUCUGAUUCUCGGAUUGGCGCCAGCCUUAUUCGCCUCCAUUUUCAUGAUUGCUUCGUCAAUGGAUGUGAUGCUUCAAUUCUACUAGACAACAGUUCAAGCAUACUCAGCGAAAAAUUUGCCGCGCCCAAUGUUAACUCCACUCGGGGUUUCGGUGUUGUUGACAACAUCAAGACUGCCGUGGAGAAUUCUUGCCCUGGUGUUGUCUCCUGCGCUGACAUUCUUGCACUUGCUGCCGAAUCAUCUGUUUCUCAGUCAGGAGGUCCUUCAUGGAGUGUUCUGCUGGGAAGAAGGGAUAGUCUAACAGCAAAUCAGGCAGGAGCCAAUACAUCAAUCCCUUCUCCUUUUGAAGGCCUAAACAACAUCACUGCAAAGUUCUCUGCAGUAGGUCUAAACACCAAUGACCUUGUCGCAUUAUCUGGAGCACACACAUUCGGACGUGCACAAUGUCGAACAUUUAGCAACAGGCUGUACAAUUUUAGCAACACAGGCAACCCUGACUCAACAUUAAACACAACAUACUUGACUACUCUGCAACAAAUAUGUCCACAAAAUGGCAGUGGAACUGCUUUGGCCAACCUUGAUCCUACAACUUCAGAUGCCUUUGACAAUAAUUACUUCACCAACCUACAAAACAAUCAAGGUCUUCUCCAAUCAGACCAAGAGUUAUUUUCCACAUCUGGCUCUGCCACAAUCACUCUUGUCAAUAACUUCAGCAGCAACCAAACUGCCUUCUUCCAGAGUUUUGUUCAGUCAAUGAUUAAUAUGGGUAAUAUUAGCCCAUUAACUGGGAGUAGUGGAGAGAUCAGGUCAGACUGCAAAAAGGUGAAUGGAAGUUAGGUUAUGCGAUCCUUAUGUAGAGGAGCUCAUUGUUUUGGAAAAGAAAAACAACCAUUAUUAUAUGAGGCAGACGUGCUUUUAAUUAAAGAAAGAAAAAUCAAAUGUUUGUUUUCAAUUAGGGUGGCAAGUUGCAGGAAAGUAAGGGAAAAACAAGUAAUUUAUCAUGGGAACUUCUGGAGUUGUCAAAUAUUUGUUGGGGUUAGCUUUAUAAUUGCUCUUUGAAUGGUCAAAUAUUUCGUUUAUGUAUCAUUGGUGUAUCCUAAAGUCAUAUGACAUUAUAAAAAAAAAAAAAGAUGUAUUUGAUGGAUU